This is a messenger RNA of Bursaphelenchus xylophilus (pine wood nematode), 819 nucleotides long. NCBI's taxonomy places the organism in Eukaryota, Metazoa, Nematoda, Chromadorea, Rhabditida, Aphelenchoididae. The record is from the annotation of a GenBank genome assembly.
AUGAACCGCCUCAGCAUUGCCUUGGUUGUCGUCGCCGUCAUGGCCGUCGAGGGCUUCUUGUUCCCACCACCAGCCCCAUCAGCUUGCUGGUAAGUUUUAGAUGGAAGCGAAGGUUACUGUAGGAACUAGACAUUAUCUUGGAAUUGAGAUUGUAUUCAAAGAGAAGGGCUUUUGGUUGGACGUUCAAAUUUCGACCAUGCUUAUCACAGAUUUAGGCUCAAUAUUUCUAUGAAAGCUGCGAGGUAAUAGGAGGUUCUGAGAUUUGAUAUAUCGUUGCAUUUAUUAAAUUAGCAACAUAAGUGGCGAUUGCACUUUUCGGAGAGUUUGUUUUGCUUUGCCGUUUAGAGAGAUGCGACAACGUCGUCGUACACUGCCAGGCAUGCCAAGAUGACUUUUUUGCAUUUCUCUUUUGUAGGUUUCGUCGCGAUCUUAGCUUGUUGUCUUAAAAAACGCGAGUUCAAAUCUCAGGAAGUCACUAUUCUAGCGAGUUUCUCUCCAUCAAACAAAAAAUUUUAUUUGAAUCUCUUUGAUCAAAAAUUAUGCCAACAUUUUUCCAGUGUGCCUCCACCACCCCCAUGCCCACCUCCACCUCCACCACCAUGCUGCGGCGGUGGCGGCGGUGGCUACGCUCCACCUCAGCCCGUCUACCAACAAUCCUACGCUCCGCCUCCACCACCACCACAGUCCUACGCUCCUCCACCACAGUCGUAUGCCGCUCCGCCACAGUACGCCGCUCCGUCGUACGGCGGCGGCGGCGGUGGUGCAUCGUACGCCGCGCCAUCCGCAGGAUAUGCCACCGGACCCGUGGGCAAAAAAUAA